Messenger RNA from Astyanax mexicanus (Mexican tetra), 2906 nucleotides. RefSeq names its product solute carrier family 2, facilitated glucose transporter member 9-like. Lineage: Eukaryota; Metazoa; Chordata; Actinopteri; Characiformes; Acestrorhamphidae. Bases 92 to 1564 code for a protein of 490 amino acids. The transcript is spliced from 12 exons. Gene Ontology annotation, biological process: monosaccharide transmembrane transport. Gene Ontology annotation, molecular function: hexose transmembrane transporter activity. Gene Ontology annotation, cellular component: membrane. The record is from RefSeq and is a predicted model, not a curated record.
AACUUGUUGCUCCAGAUGCCUAACAGGGUCUUUAUUAAGCAUCCGGUCAACCCGACCUGUCAUUCUCACAAAGCUGCUGAGGUGGACCAACAUGGAGAGCUUGUUGAGGCAACUGGUUCGGGGGAAGGCUCUGCUUCUCAUAAUAGUUCUUGGACUGGGAGGAUCUUUUCCAAUGGGAUGCAACAUCACGCUGAUUAGCUCACCAGCUCCAUACAUUCAGCGUUUUAUAAACAGCAGCUGGACUCACCGGUAUGGAGAAGCUCCAGUAGAGAAUACUGUCACGUUUAUCUGGUCGGCUGUGACGUCCGUCUUUGCUUUGGGUGCACUGUUUGGGUCCAUAAGUGUCCGGAGCGUCACCAACAAACUGGGCAGAAAGAGAGCCAUGAUCUGCAACAACGCUAUCAAUGUCGUAGCUUUAUGCAUCAUGAUCGCCUCUAAACCUGCAAACUCGUUUGAGAUGAUCCUGCUCGCUCGCUUCUUGUUUGGACUCACCUCAGGGUUAGGUUUCAGCAUCCAUGUCCUGUAUCUGGGAGACUGCUCACCCAAGAAAAUCAGAGGGACGGUCACUCUUUCUACGGCUAUUUUCUUAUCUAGUGGAAAGCUGACGGGGCAAGUCAUGGGGAUAAGUGAGAUCCUGGGCCGGGAGGACUGGUGGAAUAUCCUUCUUAGUGUUCCAGCGUUUUUCUCCAUAAUCCAGAUGGUAACUCUGCCUUUCUUCCCUGAGGCACCGAGAUACUUACUGAUAGAGAAGGGCAACACUGAAGAGUGUAAAAAAGCCCUGCAGUGUCUGUGGGGUCCGGGUGAUUAUAAGCUGGAGAUUGAGGAGAUGCUGGUGGAGAAGGACGCGAUGAAGGGGGAGCGCAGUAAGACUCUGUUGGAGCUACUGAGGGAUCAGCAUGUUCGCUGGCAACUUCUCACUGUGUUCUUUAUCAACGUAGCCAUCCAGUUCUGCGGCAUCUCCGCUUUCAGCGUCUUUGCGUUCAGCAUCUUCGAGGAGGCGGGGAUUCCUGUGGAUAAGAUCCGUUAUGUCACGAUGGGGAUUGGGACAUGUGAGGUUCUCACCAACAUCACAUGCGGUAUGCUGAUUGACCGUGUGGGCAGGAAAGUGCUGAUCUGGGGAGGUUUUGGGUGUAUGGCCAUCUUUUUGGCACUGAUCACCCUCACUCUGGAGAUAAAGGACUACGCUGUCUGGAUUCCGUACAGCACUAUCGCACUCAUAUUCCUCUUUACGAUAUUUUAUGGAGGAGGCCCAGCUGGAGUGGUGUCAUCCAUCUACCACGAGAUAUUUAUCCAGUCAUAUCGAUCUGCUGCGUUUAUCUUCAUCGGUAUUCUGAUGUGGGGGGGCUUCGCUGUGCUGGGAUUCAUGUUCCCUUUCCUUCUAGCUGCUCUAAAGUCCUUCAGCUUCCUGUUCUUCUCUUCUGUGUGUGUGGCCAUAUCUCUCUACAUUUACUUCAUCCUACCGGAGACGAAGGGCAAAACUCCACUGGAAAUCUCUGAAGAUUUCAGGAACAUCAGACUCUGUGGAUCUUCAGCUGAUAACAAAUGCUUGGAGACCAGACUAUGAAAAAAAUCUAAAAAUCCAACAAUCUGAUGAUGAAAUAUAGGCCUGUGAAUAAUUAUAAUAUGGUAAUAUUAUAAUAUAGUGAGAGUGGGAAGAGGACCAUGUCUAAACCUUUUCCAGUCGUAACUCCUUAUAGAUAUCCUUAUGUACAUUAUUUCCCUGGUGCCUUCCAGAAACCUUAUCCCUACCCUUCCAUUUUGCACCUGCACACCUAUGGGUAGGGUGUCCCAAUUCUUGUUUGGCUCAAGGGUUAGGAGGACGUUUUUGGGCUACAUGACCCUUCAAUCUAAGAUUUUUCAGAGGCACACUUAAAACAGGGGGAAGAGUGGUCCAGAAUUGGCCCUGCUCCCUCUGGGUGGGUAGAUGGCCCUCUCUCCCCUCAUCACUCCUAGGGUGAUGUCUGCAGCACAGAGCGUCUGUGAGCUGAUGUAUCGAGUCGCUGCACUUUCCUCCGAGCGAGCUGUGAUGCUACUCGGCAAUGCUGCAUCAGCAGCAGCUCAAAAAGAAGCGGUGGCUGACUUCACAUGUAUCGGAGGAAGCACGUGUUAGUCUUCGCCCCCCUGGUGUGUUGGGGCAUCGCUAGUGAUAGGAGUCCUAAUGGCAGUGUAAAUUGGGGAGAAAAUGGGAAAAAUUAGAAAUAAAAUUAUAAAAAAAAGAGAGAAAAACAGAGGGCUGUGAGAAUUACUGGCAAGAUGGCGAAACAAAAUUUUCCUUAUUAAAAAUACAAUAACCCCUAUACAACCAUAGUUUAACCCCUUAAAAUGCCUUGUCCCAUAUACAGGCUACAGGUGUAGGUGAUACAAAACCCUUUUUCUGCAGAAAAAUAACUUAUUAACGUUCUGAAAAUACAGUAUUUUCUUUAUAUUUAACAUUUUAUUUAAUCAUCUUAGUAACUUAGUAACUAUUUUUCUUUCUCUAACAAAAAUGGCACACGAUUCAGCUCAUCACAUUUUACUAAGCACUUUGUGAGUGAGAUUUGGUUCCUUUUUUUUUAAUCCUAAUGCAGAAACUACUGUGAGUUAUUUAGUAACAUGGUUAUAUGUUGUUAAAUAUGUUAGAUAUAACAGCAUUAGAGUUAGGAUAGUGAAAUGUGGGCUCAAUAAAUUGUGUUGUAUUGCUAUGUUUGAGUAUUUAACAGUAUAUUAGUCUCAGUGUGAAUGUAAUUGUGGUCAUUGUGAGGAGUUGAAUAUAAGUAUUGUCAUAGAAAAGAAAGAUCUCUAUAUAUAAUGUACAGUCGAAUGAAAAAUGUAUUGCUUGCUUAUUUUCUGUUUGUAUUUAUUUGUGUUAUUAUUUAUUAAAUUAUUUUGAACAAAUAAAAAAACAUUUACAGCCCAACUAGCCUGGA